Spodoptera littoralis (African cotton leafworm) is the source of this 877-nucleotide messenger RNA. Lineage: Eukaryota; Metazoa; Arthropoda; Insecta; Lepidoptera; Noctuidae. The record is from the annotation of a GenBank genome assembly.
UUAAGCGACUCUGGGAUUUUUUGCCCAAUAAAUCCCUUUCUCUUCUAAAUUUCUCCUUUUACAUGUAAAAAAACUGUUGCGGCAUCUAGCCUCAAAUGAAAUAAUAAUUAUUAAAUCAGUAUUGAUAAUUUUAUUAUUUUUAAUACAUUUUUGAUAUACGUAUCGUAUCGAUAAUAUUUUGUCUGUAGGUAUCGAACCACGAACAUCACUGUGAUAGAUUUGUUGUCAAAUCACGGGUCAAUCAAACGGAAUCUAAUAGGCCGGUUAGGAAAAAGCUAGAAAUCCAUCUAUCUGUUUAUUGUUCUUGCUUUGUGAUUAAUUAAAAUUACAAACAAAAUGUCUUUCUUGGUAAAACAGCUAGCUCGCAGAGAUGGUGGUCUUGGCAAGAUAGAAAUCCCUCUUCUUGCUGACUACUCCAAGAAGAUCUCAGAAGACUACAAUGUCCUUUUAGAUGCUGGGUUCGCUCUUAGAGGUCUAUUCGUGAUUGACAGGAAUGGAAUCCUAAGACACAUGUCAGUCAACGACCUACCAGUCGUGUGCCCAGCCAAUUGGAACCCCGACACAAAUUCAGCCACGAUCAAGCCUAGUCCCAAAGCCAGCAAGGAAUACUUUGAAAAGGCCAACUAAUGUCUUCCAUACAAAUUACAACCUUACGGCAUUUAUAUAAGAGUACUUUUUGCAUAACAAUUGGGCAUAGUAUUAUGAAAUGUCUAGAAGCAAAACGGGUUUUUCGGAAGGAAAGGUGUGCAAUGCAAUUUGAGCUUUAUUGUAAGGGAAAAUGGUGUAGAACAGUAAUUAUUAUGUAAUUUAUUAUUUUUUCAGGUAUUGUGUAAUGCAUAGUGUAUCUUGCAGUCAUUAUAAAUGAAUAUUGUUAAGA